GCGUGAAAGCACGUUAGAGAUCAAACUCAGUUACGCUUAUUGUGACGUAACACGGAAUUCAAGUGUUUCGAAACCUCUGAACCUAAGGGCCCGGCUCUAUAAUACAUAGGGCGGCCACUUCCUUCACACACACUCUCUCUCUCUAGAGACGCCGCAUCGGAUUUAGUAAAAUCUUCAGAUAGAAGUGGGCCACCGAGCUCAACAGGAGGACAUAACCGCUUAAACGCGUGCAUAUCAAGCGAGCAGGCUGAGUGUUCUUGUAUUCACAACGACGGCGUACAAGGAAUAACAGAAAUGAGCUGGGAAUAUGGACUACAGCUUGUUGUCAUUGCAUGUUUCUUACCGGGUCAACUUCUUGCUAGAGGCUUCAAUGCAAGAGACCCCAGAUGUCUGCAGGCAGUCACAGUAGAAGGCUGCGAAACCGUCCUUUUAGGCUGGAGCUUCAUCAAGGCCUCCAAUAAAUGUGCUAAAGGAUUUGUCUGCUCAGACAAUAUAAACAGAUUUUCUAAUCAAGCGGAAUGUACACAGCUUUGCCCGCCAAUACCGGGCAGGAGACCAAGAAUACGAAUAAGGAACUGCCGCUAUUGGCUUAGGGAAGGAGGGGAAUGCCAGAAGCAUUGGUUCGGUUUCAGAAAAGACUUUUUUGGAGUGAAGCGUCGAGUGCUGUAUUACACUGGAUGUGACAGUGACCAGCAUCGGCACUUUGCAUACGACUUCUUUUGGAAAAGAUGCCGUGAGGUAAGGAGACCCUCAAGUGAAACAGGUCAAUAAACGGCAACACAGGACAAAUGAGCGAAUGAAGAUGUCUCAUACUACCACAGUUGACGAGUACUGCCUGUUUUACCCUUCCAACAAGAAGUGCUCAAAAUGAAUAAUUUAUUCACAUAUGGUA
This is a messenger RNA of Dermacentor andersoni, 892 nucleotides long. The record is from RefSeq and is a predicted model, not a curated record. Lineage: Eukaryota; Metazoa; Arthropoda; Arachnida; Ixodida; Ixodidae.